Antrostomus carolinensis (chuck-will's-widow) is the source of this 1894-nucleotide messenger RNA. RefSeq names its product bromodomain adjacent to zinc finger domain protein 2B-like. The annotation marks the transcript as partial. Gene Ontology annotation, cellular component: integrator complex. Gene Ontology annotation, biological process: snRNA 3'-end processing. Gene Ontology annotation, molecular function: DNA binding. The transcript has 7 exons. The record is from RefSeq and is a predicted model, not a curated record. NCBI's taxonomy places the organism in Eukaryota, Metazoa, Chordata, Aves, Caprimulgiformes, Caprimulgidae.
AAGCCCAGAAAAAAAGCAGUGGAAAGCUCUAGUAACAGUGACAGUGAUUCGGGCUCCUCUUCAGACACCACAAGUGAAGGCAUUAGUAGUAGUGACUCCGAUGAUUUAGAGGAGGAUGAAGAGGAGGAGGAGGAGGACCAGAGUGCUGAAGAGAGUGAAGAUGAUGAAUCUGAUUCUGAAAACGAAGCACAUCACAAAAACAAGAACAAGGUGCUAAUGCAUAGUGGCGUAACAGAUAUGAAAACUGAUGAACAAAAACAACAUGAAAAGUCUCAAGAAAAAAGAACACACCAGCAGAUACCUCUUGUGUCUGAUUCCCAGACUCACUCAUCAUUCCAGUCCCAGCAGAAGCAGCCUCAGGUUUUGUCACAGCAGCUUCCAUUUAUUUUCCAAAGCUCUCAGGCAAAGGAGGAAUCUGUGAACAAACACACAAGUGUAAUACAGUCUACGGGAUUGGUUCCCAAUGUGAAACCUUUGUCUUUGGUACAUCAAGCCAAAAAGGAAACCUAUUUAAAACUCAUAGUUCCUUCCCCUGAUCUACUCAAAGCAGGGAAUAAAAAUACCUCUGAGGAAUCUAUCUCUUUGACCAGCGAUAUCAGAUCAAAGCGGGAACAAUAUAAACAGACAUUCCCAGCAGCACAUCUAAAGAAACAGGAAUCAUCUAAGAACCUGAAGAAGGUUAUUGCAGCUUUGUCAAGCCCGAAACCGACACCUUGUUCACCAGCUCAUCAAAAACUCACAUCCUUGGAAAACAACCAUUCUAAUCCAUUCCUGUCAAAUGCACUUUUAGGUAAUCACCAACCCAAUGGAGUUAUUCAGAGCGUCAUCCAGGAAGCUCCUCUUGCACUUACUACGAAACUGAAAUCCCAGACCAAGAUCAACGAAAGUGUAGCCAUUUCUAGUAGCACCCCCUUUUCUUUGCCAGUAAACUUGAGUGCAUGUGGGAAAAAAACAACUGGUAACCGGACACCUGUCACGCCCUCUACCUCUCCUGUGUUACCUGGUUCAGGAAAGGAUAAACCAGUCAGCAAUAAUGCAGCAAAUGCAGUAAAAACAGAACACCGCCUUCAUUCUGCAAAAUUGGUUGUGGAGCAGUUCAGAGGGGUGGACUCAGAUGCCCCCAGCAGUAAGGACUCUGACGACUCAAAUGAUGACGAUGACGACGAUGAAGAUGAAGAUGAGGACGAUGAAGAUGAUGAUUCUGAUGAUAGCCAAUCAGAGUCUGACAGUAAUUCUGAGUCGGAUACAGAAGGGUCUGAGGAUGAAGAUGAUGACGAUAAAGAUCAAGAUGAAUCAGAUACAGACACUGAGGGAGAAAAAACUCCACUGAAACUGAAUAAAACUUCAUCCUCUGUGAAAAGCUCUUCCAUUGGUCUUGCAGCUCAUUCCACACCGCUCAAUCUCCAAGUAGCAAAGACCCCAAGCUCUGCACCAGCUGCCUUAUGUCCUGAGUCCCAGCCUGCGGUGUUUCUUGGGACAGCACCAUCUACUCUUACACCAAGUACACACUGUGGUAUUUCAAAAAGACGAAGAGUAACAGAUGAAAGGGAGCUGCGUGUUCCUCUGGAAUAUGGCUGGCAAAGAGAAACCCGAAUAAGAAACUUUGGUGGUCGUCUUCAAGGAGAAGUAGCAUAUUUUGCACCUUGUGGAAAGAAGCUAAGACAGUAUCCUGAAGUAGUAAAGGGUGUGCAGUGGUGUCUUCUGAAGGAAGAGGAAGUCAUUCCCCGUAUCAGAGCUAUGGAAGGGCGUAGAGGACGACCACCAAAUCCAGACAGACAGCACUCUAGAGAGGAGUCAAGAAUGAGACGACGCAAAGGCCGACCUCCGAAUGUUGGUAGUUCCAAAUUUCUAGAUAACACCGACGCAAAGCUUUUAAGAAAGCUCCAGGCGCAAG